Laetiporus sulphureus 93-53 is the source of this 327-nucleotide messenger RNA. Its product is annotated as peptidyl-prolyl cis-trans isomerase. The record is from RefSeq and is a predicted model, not a curated record. The transcript is spliced from 6 exons. Gene Ontology annotation, molecular function: peptidyl-prolyl cis-trans isomerase activity. Bases 1 to 327 code for a protein of 108 amino acids. NCBI's taxonomy places the organism in Eukaryota, Fungi, Basidiomycota, Agaricomycetes, Polyporales, Laetiporaceae.
AUGGGUGUUACAGUCGAAGUCCUCAAGCCAGGUGACGGCGUUCACUUCCCCAAGAAAGGUGACAGGGUCACAAUACACUACGUGGGUACCUUGCUGGACGGCCGCAAGUUUGACUCGAGCAGGGAUCGGGGACAGCCGUUCGAGACAGACAUUGGCAUAGGCAAGGUUAUCAAGGGAUGGGACGAAGGUGUACCACAACUAUCGCUCGGCGAGAAGGCUAUCCUGACUGCAUCACCAGACUACGCAUAUGGCGCUCGCGGUUUUCCUCCUGUAAUCCCGCCGAAUUCGACGCUGAAGUUUGAGGUCGAAUUGUUGAAGAUUAAUUGA